Messenger RNA from Symsagittifera roscoffensis, 3201 nucleotides. RefSeq names its product homeobox protein DLL-4-like. Gene Ontology annotation, biological process: embryonic morphogenesis; regulation of transcription by RNA polymerase II. The coding region runs from base 1899 to 3122 and encodes 407 amino acids. Gene Ontology annotation, cellular component: nucleus. The record is from RefSeq and is a predicted model, not a curated record. The transcript has 4 exons. Gene Ontology annotation, molecular function: RNA polymerase II transcription regulatory region sequence-specific DNA binding; DNA-binding transcription factor activity, RNA polymerase II-specific. Lineage: Eukaryota; Metazoa; Xenacoelomorpha; Acoela; Convolutidae.
GUGAAUACUUUCGUCUGCCGACUGAGACUGUUCGCGACUAACUACUGGCGAUCAUCGGCUACCUGUCGGCCGGCCGGCGGAGACGCAGGCUCUGCAUAUCGCCGGACUUGCUGGACUGGCUAUGAUCUAUCCAAUGAACAGUCUUCAUUUACGCUGUCUGACUCGAAUCAAAUCACAUCAUCAGAGAGUGAAGUAGAGUUUAAUUAAUCAAUUUUACCUUAAUUCAAUCUCCAUUUGUAAAUUAAUACAUUAUUGCUAAUUAGUACUCUUCAAACUUGUGAAAUUUUAACGUGCAAAUUAUAUGUUUGCAUAAAGUUAUUGUGUUACAAAUCCAAUUAUUGAUUUUUUCAAUUUGUCUUCUAUUUUUCAAGUUGCAGUCCGUCUUCCUUCUUUUCCUUUGUUUGGCUUCCAUAACAAGGAAAUUGACUGAAAUUCGAUUUAAUUGUGGUUUUUGAGUUAUAACUUAUUGAGUCAAGUAUUUAUAGCUACUUCAGUUACUUUUAGUAUUUAUAUCUUGAUUUAGUAUUUUGCCGGCAAUUUUUAAUAAAAAAAUUGUGUUUCUAACUUGCUCUCGCCUUUUCCAUUGUUCAGACCGAGCUAUCAUGUCGCGACAAUAGAGAGCCGAAAUGGCAUUUAGUCGAAUGUCAGACAGUUAUUUAGCUGAGUGACUGUUACAUAAUUUGGUGUUAAUUGAGCACGGCUUGGCCAAAAGCGCCAACUUUAUUAGCGAGAAUUCUGCUCCGGUCAUUUUUACUUUAAAAAGUCCCGUCACUUGCCGCUAAAAAGCUUUUCCACAUUUUCUUCAUUAUUCCAUUGCUCCACUUAGCCAAGUCAAUCACGUUUUGUCGAAUCGUGAGUUAAUUUAGUGCUUCGAGUACCUGUGGUUUAAUCAAAUACUAAAAACUAAAAAGCACUUUACUCACUUUGAGCCGCAUUCGAAAUAAUUUUGCCCAAUUUAUUGAACCAAAUUGCUUCCCACUAAAAUGCAUUAAUACAGUCUAAAUACUCAUCCCAUCAGAGCUUUUAAGCAAGGAAAAACAAACAAACAAUAAAAACAAAUAAAUGAGAUAAAACUAUAAACGCCGCAUUCAUUACUUCUUAUUUACUAGAAUAUUCCCGCUCUGAAAUUUUCAUUAAAUCCCUUUUUCAUUCCCACUUUAGUCAUUAAAUCGGAAAAGUUAUUUUGACUUUGGUCAUUUAUUUCACUCGAUCGCUCUUUGGCAUUUACUAUUCCAAUUAUUUUAAGCAAAAAAAUAUUCAUAAUUUAAAUUAUAUUGUUUUUUUUUGAAAAACUUUUUGAUCUGGGCGUGUGCGCAUUAUCAAAUUCUAAAAGAUAGCAAACAUUGGGAGAAGUUGACAUUUACAUUUCCAAUUGAUUGCAGCAAAAAGAUUCAUAAUUUAAUUUUGAUUGUUAUUUUUGGCGAACGAACUUUCUAAUUUGGGCGUGUUCAGAUAAUCAAGUUCUACCAAAUAGAGAAUAUUGGGAAAAAUUGAUUUCAAUCAGUUGUAUUUCCUUGACCAAUCAAAAGAGGUCAUCUACUUUCCAAUCUCAGCACCCAUCCAGAUCUCAUUGCGACAUAAUCUGAAAACUGUUCUCAGAUUUGUAGGGACAAAUUAACAUUGAACUUCCCACCGAACACACCUGGUACUAAGUAGAAUUCACCAGACCAAUAGAUAGCCGCUCUCAUAUAUUCGCAAUCAUUUCCACCUCAGAACAAUUUGAAAACAAGUGCUGAAAAAUUGCUUCAUUGUGUUUGCAGAAAAAAAGUUAACAGGAAUUAUUGAAAAACUUACUCAAAACCCAACAAUUCUUUCAUCGUCAAAAAAAGUCCUGAUACUUUAGAAAGCUUCAAAUACUCAACCUUGGCUAAAUCGCGAAAGUUAGAAUUUUGUUGAAAAUGGAUUCCAAUAAUAUCUCCGAGAUCGACACAGCCACAAACUCUACACCCGCAAAAUCCAUGAAAUUUUCGAUCAACUACCUCCUACAGAAAACUGAAUCCACAGUGCAGCAACCCGAGCCAAAUUCAGAGCAAGUCGAGUUUCCGAUUUACAAUCCGACAAGCGGAGCUCAUCAUUUAAUGUCGCAGUUCGCCGGCGCCCACGCCACCGCUGGGUUCUACCGGCAAAUCAGUCAGUUUGCGCCCCUCAAUUCGUCUCUCCAGUCUUUGUUGGCGUCACAGGAGAGGGUUAAAGAAGAGGAAAAAAGAGUGAGCCCUCGGGAAUGGGGGGAUAAAAUGGCGUACAUGUCUCCUAUGAAAUCUCCCAACAAAGGAUGCAAGAGGUCAUCUUCAGCUGACAUGUGUUUGAACGUGCAGACAUCGCAACAAUCGCCAAAAGAAGAUCUAUCUCCCAACGAUAUCUUCGGAAAAUCUCCGAGUCCAUCCGACUUGAAGCACAGCCCUCCGAGGAGCAAACACUCACCGGGACUGUCGGGAACCCACAUGCACCCGACUUCUAGGAAGCUCGGCAGGAACCCCAGAGUUCCGUUCUCGUCAGCACAAGUGGCUAUUUUGGAGCAGAAGUACCAAGUGAAGCAGUACCUGAGUUCGAUCGAUGUAGCAGAAUUGUCGACAAUGCUCUCCUUAAAUGACAGUCGAGUCAAGAUCUGGUUCCAGAACAGAAGAGCCAGAGCGAGGAAGGAACAGCAGAUGGGCAAGAGUCUGUCGGCUUCUGCAAAUCCAAAUGUCACCAUCACCAAAAACAUGUCUGCCCAGCUUCAGAACUUGCAAACUCAACCGAAUCGGCCAGCGGGUGGGAACGACGCAUCAGCUCCCGGAAGCCAAGCUAGGUGGUCCCCUUCAAUGCAAUCUAAUUUCAACCCACAAUUCUCGUCCGCAAAUGUCCACAACAAUAAUAACAACAACAACCACAACAAUCAUAAUAACCCGAUGAGACCUCAACUCAACUUACAACCCUUCUCGCCAUUUCUGAGUUUCUGCAACCCGAAUGCCAACCCAAUGACGUCACAGCUAUUGAGACCUCCUAUUGGCCAGCUGCUAGCCAGUCACAACUCGUCUCACAUUCCUCCCAAUGCGUUUGCGUCAUCUGCAAUGAAUCUUGCCGCUCAACUCAUCCAAACUUCGCGUUCUGCGCAAAACUCGAAUUUAGUUGACAGUAAUUAAAUAGAAUAGAAUUAUUACGAAUUUUAUGUUCACCAAAUGAAACAAAAUUAGGUCCACUUUUAAACACUAAAUUAUACUA